Messenger RNA from Sitophilus oryzae (rice weevil), 1323 nucleotides. Its product is annotated as coiled-coil domain-containing protein 130 homolog. The transcript has 3 exons. The record is from RefSeq and is a predicted model, not a curated record. NCBI's taxonomy places the organism in Eukaryota, Metazoa, Arthropoda, Insecta, Coleoptera, Curculionidae. Gene Ontology annotation, cellular component: U2-type spliceosomal complex; post-mRNA release spliceosomal complex. Gene Ontology annotation, biological process: mRNA splicing, via spliceosome. The coding region runs from base 125 to 1186 and encodes 353 amino acids.
CGUGACAGCUGACAGAAAAUUAAUAACCUAGCAAAUUUGACAACUUGUGUCUGUUGUGUUUAUAUUUGAAAACUUGUAAUUUUCAAGCAUUGAAUUAUUGCAUUUUGAUUAAUAAAGAAGUCCAAUGGGUGAAAGAAAAGGUACCAAUAAAUAUUAUCCCCCCGACUAUGACCCAAAGGUCGGGGGUCUAAACAAAUUCUUGGGUACUCAUGCCUUAAGGGAAAGAGCAAGAAAAAUCGACAAAGGCAUCAUAAUAAUACGGUUUGAAAUGCCCUACAACAUAUGGUGUGAUGAAUGCAAGAAUCAUAUAGGAAUGGGAGUUAGAUACAACGCAGAAAAGACAAAAGUUGGGAUGUAUUAUACAACUCCGGUGUACGAAUUUAAAAUGAAAUGUCACCUAUGCGAUAACCAUUUUGUAAUUCGAGCAGACCCAGCAAAUUUGGACUACAUUAUAAUAUCUGGAGCACGUAGGCAAGAAAAUCGUUGGGACCCCACACAAAAUGGCCAGGUUGUACCAGAAACCAAAGAAGUUCAGAAAAGACUAUUUGAUGAUAAAAUGUACAAAUUAGAACAUGGAACAGAAGAUAAGAACACAAUGGAAAGUGCUAAGCCCAGAUUGGUGAAAUUAUUUAAUAGAAAUGAAGACAAUUGGUCUGAUAAUUAUACAGCAAACCAAAAAUUAAGAGCCCAGUUUAGAAAACAGAAUUAUGAAUCAAAAAUAAGGGAGAAGAAAUGGGAUGCUAAUUUAAGGAAGAUUGGUUUAGAUAUACCUCUUCUAGAAGAAAGGGAUGAAGACAAGCACACUGCGAGUUUAUUAGCAAUGAGACCUAUAAAAAGUAGUGAAGAAAAUUUAAGUAAUAAGAGGAAAGAAAUUAUUUCUCAAAGUUCAUUACCAACUACUAAUUUUUCAAAGAAGAAAGAGGAAAAUGCAGUGAAGCUGUUAAAAGGACCUAAACUUGAUUUAGGCAUUAUUAAAAAGAAGAAUACUGUAUUGGCUACUUCUGAUAAUAUACCUGAACAAUGUGGUAAACAAGGAAAUGAGAUAAAUAGUAAUUUAGAAUCUGAUAUAUGUGACCAUGAAGAGAAUGAUUAUCCCGAAAAUGUAAAAAGGAAAAAAGGAAAUGAAGAAAUUUUACAAAGUUCAUUAGUUGGUGAUUAUGGUUCAACCAGUAGUGAAUCUGAGUGAUAUUUAUUGCUGGAUAUAUACUACAGAUUUUUAUUGUUCCUUAAGAAAAUAUAAUUGUAAAUAAUAUUAACUGUAACUUAUUAAAAAGAACUUUUCUUAAAGUUUGUACAUUUGUAAUAAAGUAUUUUUCUGUUUUC